CCGCAUCUGCGCAGUGCGACGACACGUUGGGGCGAGAAGCAUGGCGGACGACUCCACGGAGAGCGUGAAUCCAGACAAGGAUGAAACACUCGCAGGUUCGAGCAGUGAAGAUGAGGACAGUCAAGAUAACGGCGGCGAAGGCGAAGAGGCAGUGAAGACCUUCAAGGAUCUGGGUGUCACCGAGGUUCUCUGCGAGGCUUGUGAACAGCUGGGAUGGAAGAGUCCGACAAAGAUCCAAGUAGAAGCGAUACCGGUGGCUCUGCAAGGGAAGGACGUUAUCGGCCUCGCAGAGACCGGUUCGGGCAAAACCGGCGCCUUCGCUCUCCCCAUCCUCCAGUCGCUGCUGGCCUCGCCUCAGAGGCUUCACACCCUCGUUCUCACCCCCACCAGGGAGCUGGCGUUUCAGAUCUCCGAGCAGUUCGAGGCUCUGGGCUCCAGCAUCGGCGUCAAAUGCGCCGUGAUAGUCGGUGGAAUCGAUAUGAUGUCCCAGUCCUUGGUGUUGGCUAAAAAACCACACAUCGUAAUCGCCACACCUGGUCGGCUGAUAGAUCACAUGGAGAACACGAAGGGCUUCUCCCUGCGAGCGCUCAGGUUCCUGGUCAUGGACGAAGCAGACAGAAUCCUCAACAUGGACUUUGAGACUGAGGUGGAUAAAAUCUUGAAGGUGAUUCCCAGAGAUAGACGCACCUUCCUUUUUUCUGCCACCAUGACCAAAAAGGUCCAGAAACUCCAGAGAGCAGCCCUGAAGGAUCCCGUGAAGUGCGCUGUCUCCACCAAAUACACAACAGUAGACAAGCUGCAGCAGUACUACGUCUUCAUACCGUCCAAGUACAAGGACUGCUACCUGGUGUCCAUCCUCAACGAGCUGGCCGGCAACUCCUUCAUCAUCUUCUGCAGCACGUGCAACAACGCCCAGCGGGUGGCGCUGUUGUUAAGGAACCUCGGCAUCACUGCGAUCCCUCUUCACGGACAGAUGAGUCAGAAUAAACGUCUCGGAGCUCUGAACAAGUUCAAGUCCAAGUCUCGCUCGGUGCUGCUGGCGACUGACGUGGCCUCUAGGGGUCUGGACAUCCCUCACGUCGACUGCGUUAUCAACUACGACAUCCCCACUCACUCUAAGGACUACAUCCACAGAGUUGGGCGAACAGCCAGAGCGGGACGGGCCGGGAAGUCCAUCACUUUUGUCACUCAGUAUGACGUGGAGCUUUUCCAGCGAAUCGAAACCUUGAUUGGGAAGAAACUUCCUGCUUUUCCCACCCAAGAAGAAGAAGUGAUGAUGCUGGUGGAGAGGGUGAGCGAGGCCCAGAGGUUUGCCCGGCUGGAAAUGAAGGAACACGGUGAGAAAAGGAAAAGGUCGAAAAGAGGAGAUGGAGAUGAGGAUGACACGGAACAAUCGAGCGGAGUGAGGAAGAAAGUUAGAGGAGGAUUGGGUGCAGGAGGAGGAGGAGGAGGAGGAAGAGGAGGAGGAGGAGGAGGGAAGAAGAGGGGUGGAGCAGCAUGGAGGGGAGGACGCUGAGCUUUUCUUACUUUCAUAGAUUGUACAUAACUUCAACACACGAUACCUUUUCCUGCGUUUGAUGUAAAACUUAAUUACUAUGACGGCAUGUUUUCCAGUAUUCAGUAUGGAAGCGAAAGACUAUUUAAUGACAAAAAAAAAAAGUGCUUCUCUUUGCUUCUGUAUGAGACUUUUCCAUUUGUAAUAAAACGCCUCUUUAAACCCA
This is a messenger RNA of Mugil cephalus (flathead mullet), 1721 nucleotides long. RefSeq names its product DEAD (Asp-Glu-Ala-Asp) box polypeptide 47 (gene ddx47). Lineage: Eukaryota; Metazoa; Chordata; Actinopteri; Mugiliformes; Mugilidae. The record is from RefSeq and is a predicted model, not a curated record. The transcript has 12 exons. Bases 41 to 1516 code for a protein of 491 amino acids. Gene Ontology annotation, molecular function: ATP binding; nucleic acid binding; RNA helicase activity.